This is a messenger RNA of Homarus americanus (American lobster), 1419 nucleotides long. Its product is annotated as skin secretory protein xP2-like. The record is from RefSeq and is a predicted model, not a curated record. The coding region runs from base 1 to 1419 and encodes 472 amino acids. Lineage: Eukaryota; Metazoa; Arthropoda; Malacostraca; Decapoda; Nephropidae. The transcript has 2 exons.
AUGGUGGUCACCAAAGGGGACGCUCCCCACGCGGUCGCCGAAAGGGACGCUUCCCAGGUGGUCGCCGAAGGGGAUGCUCCCCAGGCCGUCGCCGAAGAGGACACUCCCCAGCUCGUCGCCGAAGGGGACGUUCCCCAGGCCGUCGCCGAAGAGGACGCUCCCCAGGCCGUCGCCGAAGGCCGUCGCCGAAGAGGACGCUCCCCAGGCCGUCGCCGAAGGCGCUCCCCAGGCCGUCGCCGAAGAGGACGCUCCCAGGCCGUCGCCGAGGACGCUCCCCAGACCGUCGCUGAAGGCCUUCCCAAACCGUCGGCAGGGACGGUACCAAAGGCCGUCGCCGAAGGACGCUCCCCCAGGCCGUCGCCGAAGGGGACGCUCUCCGGAAGCCGUCGCCGAAUGGGACGCUCCCCAGGCCGUCGCCGGGGGACGCCCCCAGGCCGUCUCUCGCCAGAGGACGCUCCCCAGGCCGUCGCCGAAGGGGACGCUCCCCAGGCCGUCGCCGAAGGGGACGCUCCCCAGGCCGUCGCCGAAGGGGACGCUCCCCAGGCCGUCGCCGAAGGGGACGCUCUCCAGGCCGUCUCCGAAUGGGACGCUCCCCAGGCCGUCGCCGAAGGAGACGCCUCCCAGGCCGUCGCCGAAGGGGACGCCCCCCAGGCGGUAGCCGAACAGGACACUCCCCAGGUGGUCGCCGAAAAGGACGUUCCCCAGGUGGUCGCUGAAGGGGACGUUCCCAAGGCGGUCACCGAAGGGGAUGCUCCCAAGGAAGUCACCGAAGGGGACGCCCCUCAGGCUAUCGCCGAGGGGGAAUCUCCCCAGGAGGUCACCGAAGGGGACGCCCCCCAGGCCAUCGCCGAGGGGGACGCUCCACAGGAGGUCACCGAGGGGGACGCUCCCCAGGCGGUCACCGAAGGGGACGCUCCCCAGGCGGUCACCGAAGGGGACGCUCCCCAGAAGGUCGCCGAAUGGGACGCUCACCAGGCCGUCGCCGAGAGGGACACUCCCCAGGCGGUCACCGACGGGGACGCUCCCCAGAAGGUCGCCGAAUGGGACGCUCACCAGGCCGUCGCCGAGAGGGACGCUCCCCAGGCGGUCACCGAAGGGGACGCUCCCCAGAAGGUCGCCGAAUGGGACGCUCACCAGGCCGUCGCCGAGAGGGACACUCCCCAGGCGGUCACCAAAGAGGAAGCUCCCCAGGCUGUCACCGGAGGGAAAGCUCCCCGUAGAGCUGCUGUCCAAAUGCCCUGGGCCAAUAAACCAAUUCACCAGGCCAAGAAUACCUUGGUCCCAGGGGCCCAAGGUAAUCUAAAAUCAAAGGCUGAGCACGCACCAAACAGAGUGGCAGAAGCCCGUAAAGCUGCUGCCCAACAGGGCCGGGCCAUGGUCAAGGCUCGCCGGUUGAAAACAGCUAUAAAACAAAAGUGA